UUCCGCACCGUCACUGACGCCGGCCACUUUCAUUAUUCCCGAAACAAAUAAAACAAUGCCGGUCGCCGGAACGCGGUACCAAGACAGCGGUGCUGUCACCUCCUCCCCCAAGAGCCGGCUACCCCCUCCCGCGGACCCUGCCAACACGUCCGCUCGGGUUAGUGGGAAUCUGAACCUCAACCCCCCCGCAACACUCCGUGCUGGAACAUCAAACUCCGGCUGGAUGUCUCCGAAGAGCGGGCGGGACAAGGACACCAGUGCGGAGGACGAAACGGACCAAGAAGGAGCCAACGGGCGAAGAUCUUCUACUACCUCAACCGCGGGUGGUGGACCUCUCGCGCUGAGUCGGGGCCCGAGCGGUCGGGGGCUUCCGAUUUUGCGGAAAGGCCGGAGCAGUGGGAACAUCGGGGGCAGGAAUUGCGAUGGUUCGGCGGAUAUCGAAUGUAAAAAUGUCUGGGUAAGUCUGGAAGGGUCAUGCUGUUUCUGCAUGACACAGAAGGUCUGACAUGGAAGCUCUAGCAUCACAGGUUUCGAGAAGCAAGCUUCCGCAAUGGUGAAUCCGCAUGACAAAUCCCCCAUUUUGGUGACAGAAAGUGAGCAGCUUUUGCUGCCUAUGCAUCAGAGAUUUUUGUGUGUUCUGAAAUGCGCAUCACAAGUUACAUCCUUCCAGACCCAGACAUUUUUACAUUUGAUAGCGGACGAUGACGAUUUUCAGCAGAAUUUCGGGACGAGCUUGCUGUAUUCUUAAACUGAAGAUGAGUAAUCAUUGAUUCGCUUCUCACUUUCAAAAUGUUCUGCGGCCACAAGGUGACACAUUUUUUGGUAUGUGUCUGUCUGAAUGUUGUAUCGGCAACAUCCGCAUCUUCACCAGCUGGACGUCCUAGGCAGGCGCAGAUGCAGGUGGGCAUUCUUUACAAACUUGUGCAAGAACUGCAAAAGAAAUCAUGUUCUAUUUCUAUCAGGUUUUCGUCCCUGAACAUCGAGGAUAGCAUCAUCGUCGAAGAGGUGGAAGAGGAACUUCUCCUCCAGGACGAGCAGACCGAGGAGAUGCUCUCCGCACAGACGCUCUGGGCCCAGAGUCUGCUCCGGCUGAAACGCAGUAUCGACGAGCUGUACACGCUGUGCGAGUUCGAGUCGGACGUGUUGACCGCGAGCCAGGUGCAGGAGAUGCUGGGCCACGCCGCGAAAGACUUUGCGGACUUGCGGCAGCGGUUGGUGUUGCAGGAGCAGGCACUGGAGAUUCGCGAACAGGACGACGGUAUCAAAUGUAAAAAUGUCUGGGUCUGGAAGAUUAGAACUUGUCAUGCUAAAAAUGAAUGAUGCGAAAAUCUGUGUUGCGUGAGUACCAAAAGCCGUCCGCUUUUCACCAAGUUGAGAGGGAGUUUCUCAUGCAGGAAAGGCAUGAUAGAGACCUCAAAGAAUCUGUCAUGCUGGGUCUCGCAUUCCAGACCUCAUGGGUCAUGGAAAACCUGCAUCACAAAUCUUGCAUUCUUCCAGACCCAGACAUUUUUGCAUUUGAUAGACGGGGUAGUGCAGCAACAACUACCUGGGGAACAAAGUGGUCACAACGCGGGUAUUGCAAAUACGACAGCUGGCGCAGGAGAGGAAACUAGUGCAGCCGGCGUCGAACAAACUGCGAAGCCGCCAGCUGCUGCGUCCACGACAGCUCCGGCGGAACAAGCUACAGCCACUGCAACCGGUCGUGCGUCCGUUGCCUCCGCUGCAUCUGCAGCAGGUACUAACGCGUCAUCUACAUCGGUGCAACACCAGAACGUCAGCAGUAAGCUGAAACUGGUAGAGGAGGGCACGACGAAAAUCAACAGUUCUUCUGGCGCGAUCGCCUGGGAAUGGAAACCGUCGACCGACUCGGAAGCGUUAUAUGGAUUGCAAAAAUGUCUGGGUCUGGAAGAAUGCAGGAGUUUGUCAUGCAGAUUUUGCAUGACCCAUUAGGGCUGUGAUGCAUGCCCUAGCGUCAGAGAUUUUGCGAGGGCUUUCUGAUGCUCAUACCGCAUGAGAAAUGACCUCUCCGCGUAACACAAAUUACACCUCUUUUGCUGUUCAUGCAAUACAGUUUUUAUGUAGAUUCCAAAAGUAGCGCCAAGGGUUGCGUCUCGCUAUCAGGGUUUCGCCAACUCCGCGGGGGCGUUGCGGGUAUCUCCCUAAAACACCAAAACCGGCACAAAUUGGGCCGGCAGUCCGGGUAAUUGCUCACCAGCCGGCUUGUAUGGCGAAGAAGGUGCUCGACGAAGGAAGAAGUAAGCAUGUAAUUAGCACCUCCGGUUGGUAGAGCGAUCGGCUACCGAGGCACGUCAGGGUGGCGUCGCUACUUCAAUUCAAAUUCCAAAAGUAGCAUCACAAGUUGUAUCCUUCCAGACCCAGACAUUUUUACAUUUGAUACGUUAGGGAAAGCGUUGAAUUUGUUUGGGAAGAAGGGCUCCCCUGUGAAGGAAGGACCUGUACCAAAUGUAAAAAUGUCUGGGUCUGGAAGAAUGCAACUUGUCAUGCUAAAUCUGCAGCAUGCAAAAAUCUGUGUUGCAUGAUUACCAAUAGUCGUCCAGUUUUGAUCAAGUCGGGAGGGAGUUUCUCAUGCAGGAUAGGCAUGAGAAAGGUCUCGCAGAAUCCGUCAUGCUAGGUCCUGCAUUCCAGACCUCAUGGGUCAUGGAAAAGCAGCAUGACAAAUCGCGCACUCUUCCAGACCCAGACAUUUUUGCAUUUGAUAACCUGUGAGUACCAACACGUCGUUGGUUUUCGGUGACGGGACAGGAAUUGUCAAUGAACAAGACGGAGCCGUUGUUCCUUCCGGAUCUCAGCCACUCACCCCGGGUUUAACACGGACCCCGACGUUGGGCGGAGUAGAGGGGUCUUCCGUGAACCUGGUAGCUGCGACAAAGAUGAAAAAUCCCAACAACAAUAUCGACAAUUGCAACAUCACGAAAAAGGAACCGAGUAGUACAACAACUUCUGCUGCGCAGAAAAUCAAGCCCGAGCACCAGCAUAAUUCCUCGCGGUGGGGAAAGCGCAAGGCGUGGGCGGACAUGCGGACCGAUGAUGAUACGAC
Messenger RNA from Amoebophrya sp. A120, 3058 nucleotides. The record is from the annotation of a GenBank genome assembly. Lineage: Eukaryota; Dinophyceae; Syndiniales; Amoebophryaceae.